CACACUCCCCCACGAAGCUAUUGCUAUUUCCAGCCUUCAGCUUAACACGAGAGGCAAACUUGCCAAGUCUCUUCUCGCAUGAAAAAGAGCUACAGGUCAGAACCCUGUUUUCGGGAUAAUAGCGUUUACAGGGCUUAACGAUGAAUCUAAUGCUUCUCUAUGCACCUUAUAAGACACGCUCAAAGACUCCAACCAAUGAGAACUUAUUGGGCACGUCCGCGUGGCAACGUUCAAGCCCUACAUCAAACAACCCUAAGCUCAUCAGCUUAAGUUUCCACGGAUUGGAUACUGAUGCCAAGCUACUACGCUGUCAUGCAACGUUGAAAGAUUUCCGAUGUGGCUUAGGGCACAGCUUAUGGGUAUUCCGUUCAGCCCUACGUCGCAACCUCCAAUUGGUCCCAAGCCCUAGCAAGCCACGCAGAUUCGAUAAAAGAGGAGGGAUGUCUACCAACGGUGUAAGGAAAUGUUCCAAUUGCAACCAUCAAGUAAUGUCCAUAGGGCUGGCUGAAGAAGUUCAGCCAGCCCCAUAUGUAACCAGCAGAUCAAAGCUACCACCGACGUCGAGGCUUAACUCCCCACAGCCUAGCGCGUCUAGCCUAGACGUAUCCAGACCCUCAAAAACGACUCCAUGGCUUGCGGCUGGCAGUUGAUCGUGGCGACACAGCUAGACGAGGAGACAUGAUUUUGCCAGAAGCUGAGAAAGAUAGGAUAAGAUAAAAAAGUUGAAAGCCCGUUAUACAUUCCACCAUUCCCAUUGCCAACUGGCCAAUUUUUUUCUACCCAGACUUACUAUCAAACCAUGUUGACGCUCAAGUUUCUCCACAUACAGGUCGCGCUUUGGACCUGCAUCAACGCUAUUGCGGUGCCCGCGCCGACCAACGCUCUCGUCAACGAGCGCGCCGUGAACUGCAAU
Molecule: messenger RNA, 913 nt
Organism: Dothidotthia symphoricarpi CBS 119687
Lineage: Eukaryota; Fungi; Ascomycota; Dothideomycetes; Pleosporales; Dothidotthiaceae
Exons: 1
Coding region: 141-650 (169 amino acids)
Source: RefSeq, a predicted model, not a curated record